UGACGACCUACAAGUGACUCACGGUUACCGAAAGUUGUGCAAUUGGCUCGACUGCCGCGCGCCCGGGUGGAGUGUUGUCGGCGAGGUCCUUCGUUGUCUGGGUGACUAUCGAUACGUCUGGAUGCUCCACGGAAUGCUUGAUACUAGUGAGGAAAUGGGUGACCGGCGCCUGGACCCAGGGGGUCCUCUGGAGAACAAGCUUCUGAAAUCGUUGACGAAGUCAGUCAGUCUUAAAACCGCAGGGAGCCUGGGGAAGCGCAAACCUACUUCCUCCGGAUCUUCCCUGUUGUCUAAAACAGGCUCAUUGGAGAACGCUGUUCUCAACAAACUCACCCUGAGAUCAUCAGUUGUGACGAAAACAUCGAACACUCUGCCGCUGACGAAUUCCAUCCUAAACCAGUAUGAGGCCGAGCACCAGCCAAAGAAGUGCAGGCGAACCGAUGACAUCCCAGUUUGUGACACUGCCAUGGCAUGUGCGAUGCCAUCCUAUCUCGAUGAAGAAGUUGAAGCAUCCCUAGUCUCAUCGUCUGGCAGUGGGGCUAGCGAUGAAGACGACGACCUCGGAGGCUUCCUUUUUAGUGGAGACAUCAAUGAAAGACACGCGCGCGCUCCCAGAGUUCGAAACGCUGAAAGACUGUUGAAGAAGAAGGCAUGCAGAGGUGCACCCUUCGGCUUCGGUGCCGCUGCCGCCCCGGGCAGGCUUGCUCUGUUUGGCAGCGCGGAGGAGAGUUGGGCUCUGCCCGACACCCAGUACGACUUCAAGGACGUCAGCCUGGAGCACGAGUUUGACGACCAGCCGACGUGGAGCUCGCUGCAGGAGGCGGAGCAGCAGGGCGCCGACAGCAAGCGCGCCGCUAAGCUCGACUUCCUGUCUGCUGUGUGUGUGUCGCUGGUGAGCCAAACAGACUUCAGAGACAAGUCUGACUCCAUGCGACAGCGCCUCAUUGAGCUCGCCCAGGUGCUGGUCAACCACGAGCCAGAGUUCAUCCUGAAGAUGGCGCUGUACGCUCGCCAAGAGCUGUACCUGCGCAGUACGGCCAACUUCCUGCUGGCGUUGGCCGCCCUGCUCGAGCCGUGCCGGCCCUUCCUGAAGAAGUACUACUGCGGAGCCGUCCGCCUCCCCACUGACUGGAUAGAGGUGGCCGAACUGUACCAGGUGUUCGACGACAGCAAUCUGAACUUCGGCUCGCUGCCGGCCGCCCUGCGGAAGGUGAUGGUGGACAAGUUCGGCGAGUUCGACAACUACCAGCUCGCCAAAUACAACAAGAACAAAAAGCCGAAAGCGAACGCGUCCGCCGCAGCGGCCUCGGACGCCGGCGACGGCGAGGAGUCUGAGGAACAGCUGAGGCGCCGCUCCUUCAGCAUCAAGAAGCUGGUGCGGCUGCUGCACGUGCGCCGCCCCGUCGAGCCCGUUAUGGCCAUCGUCGGCAAGAAGUACCCGACCGACCCGGACGAGUUCCGGCGCACCGGUCUGCCCGGCACGUUCGACUCGGCUCGCGCCGGCGUACGCAUGAAGCUGCCCGUGCCGGAGACCUGGGAGACGCAGGUGGCGCUGCACGGCAACAAGGCCGAAGUCUGGCAGCAGCUGAUCGACCACAAGAAGCUGCCGUACAUGGCCAUGCUGAGGAACAUCCGGAACCUGAUCCUGGCCAACAUCGGCUGCACGCAUCACGAAAAGGUGCUGAAGUCGCUGACCAAUCAGAAAGCCGUGCUGAACAGCAAGCAGAUGGCGUUCAGGUACCUGUCCGCCUACGCGGCCCUGGACGAUCUGGAGAAGAUGCUGAGGGAGGAGAAGGACAAGCAGACCGAGGACGCGCCCAAGUACACGCCUGCCAACCCGGCCGGCAAGAAGUUUGCCAAAGGGCUCUGGAUGAAGCGCAAGAGGCGGGUCAUAACCGCCAAGAAGAGGAAGAUCGAUUACGAUCUGCACAUGCUGCGACAGUACCGGGCGGCGCUGGAUCGGGCAGUCCAGAUCGCCACCGUGCACAACGUGCCGCCCAUCGCCGGCAAAACGCAUGUGUUCUGCGACGUCUCCAAGCGCAUGAACCGCGUGUGCGCCUCCGCCAAGGGCAUGGGCAAGCCCAAGACGGCCCGCACCAUGGCCAUCCUGCUGUCGCUGAUGUGCCAACGCUCGGCGGAGAACUGUGAGCUGGUGGCUUUCGGCGACGGCGCGCCGUACGUGGUGGAGGACAAACGAAACGUCGACCUGCUGCAGGAGGUCGCCUCGCUGGAGGAGUCGGCCGAUGCCCAGCAGAUUGAGUUCGGCCGCGCGGAUGACCCGGAUGGCACCAUGUCCGGCAUUGGCGACGUGGAGGAAAUGGUUGAGCAGUGCCUCCAGAACCGGCAGUGGAUCGACACCGUGGUGGUGAUGGGCUCUGGCGCCGGCACCUGGCAGCUGAGUCGCACGCUGGAGCUGUACCGCCAGCUGGUCAACCCCGGUCUGCAGUUCAUCUCGAUCGACCUCACGCACACCGGACACGUGGACAACCAUCUGCUGGACGACCCCCGCAACAUCUCGCUCUUCGGCUUCAGCGACCAGAUCCUGCGGUUUGUGGCCGAGCGCGGCAUCACCGGCCAGCUGGCGGCCGUCGACGCCAUCGACGUCAAGUACAACCUGCGCCGCGACAUCCGGCUGCCGGCCAUCAACCUGCGCGAGGCCAUCCUAGCGUCGGAGGGCGGCGUCGGCGUGGCCAGGUGGCGCACCGUGCGCGUCUUCAUCUCGUCCACGUUCGUGGACAUGCACGGCGAGCGGGACCUGAUCAUCCGCCACGUGAUGCCCGAGCUGCGCAGCCGCGCGCGCGCCCUCCGCCUCGACCUGCAGGUGGUGGACCUGCGCUGGGGCAUCACCGUCGAGGACGCCGCCGCCGCCAGGCAGGUGGAGCUCUGUCUGUCCGAGAUCGACCGCUGCCAGCUGUUCGUGGGUCUGCUGGGCGCACGCUCCGGCCGCGUGGCCGACACGAGGCGCGUGACGGAGCCGCGCCUGCUGGAGUUCCUGUCCGCCCAGACGGCCGACCUCUCGCUCACGGCGUUGGAGAUGCUGUACGCCACGCGGGAGCCGGAGCGGGCCCGCCAGAUGGCCGUGUUCUACCAGCGCGAAGACAGCUUCCUCAGCGGAGUCCCCGGCCACUUCAUGGAACAGUUCUCGGAUCUGGCGGCGGGCCGCCGCCGCGUGGCCCACCUCCAGGCCGAGAUUCAGUCCCGCGGCUGCGCCAUCACCAAGUACAGCGCCAACUUCGGCAGCCUGGGAGGCGGCAGGCACGGCGCCCUCGCUCUGCAGACGUUUGGCGAGAACAUCAUGAAGACACUGUGGAACACGUUGCAGUCGCUCUACCCCCUGGAGGCGACGACAUGCGACCUGGUGACCGAGGAGUACACGCUGCAGCACGAGUUCGGCCUCGCCCAGAAGCUGGUGGGACGCCAGGGCCGGCUGGCCACGACCGUGGAGCUGGUGGAGCGGGGUCAGGGCCGUAUCAUCCUGGUGGCCGGCAAAGCUGGCAGCGGCAAGACCUGCUUCGUGGGCCGCGUGUACAGCCAGCUGUCCGAGUGCUCGGACCACCUGAGCCGCCUCCUGGUGCCGGCCUUCUGCUCGGCGGGUGUGCAGUGCGGCUCGUCGGCCGGCCUGCUGGCCUACCUGCGCGCGCUGCUGGCCCGCCAGCCGCUCUCGGCCGCGCCGCGUCACCAGCUGGCCGCCGAGCUGGUCGAGCUGCUGGCCGUGCGCGGCCGCCGCCAGCACGUGGUGCUGGUGCUGGACGGACUGGACGCCCUCUGGCAGGCCGAGGGCGAGGCUGCCGUCGACUGGCUGCCUAUUGAGAUGCCCAAGAAUGUGACGCUCCUGAUAAGCGCCGACGAGGGCAGCGCCCUGUAUCGCCGCAUCAACUCCAAGCUCAUGGUGACGUCAGUGAACCUCGGCACACUCAGCCUUUCCGAGCGCGCCGGCUUGGUGCGCGAGAUGCUGCAGCACCACAGCAAGACACUGGAGGAGAAGGCGUGGAACAACCAGCUGCGCACGCUUACGUCCAAGCGCGGUGCCUGCGACCCGCUCUACCUGCAGCUGGCCUGCGAGGAGCUGCGCACCUUCGGCGAGUUCGACCAGCUGAGCGCCAAGCUGGCCUCGCUGGGCCAGACGGUGCCGGCGCUGACGCAGGACGUGAUCGGCCGCCUGGAGGAGACCUUCGACGGCCAGCUGGUGCGGCUGGCGCUCGGCGCGCUCACCAUCUCACAGCACGGUCUGGCCGAGGACGAGCUGUUCGACUUCCUGAAGGAGCAGUCGCGUGCCUGGUCGCCGCAGCCGCUGACCCAGUUCACGUUCACCAGCCUGCUGAGGUCGGGAGAGUGCCUGCUGCAGCGGUCGGCGGCGCCCGGCCAGCCGGCGCUGUUGCGGGUGGCGCACGCGGAGAUGGCUCGCGUCAUCCGCUCCCGCUACAUGGCCGGACCGCAGGGCCCUGCCGCAGUGCGCGAGCUGGCCCAGCAGCUGGCAGAGUUCUUCGAGUGUCGCAGCGGCCUGUCGGAGGAGACGUUCAGCUGGCAGGUGCCGCCGGGCGUGCUGCAGGCGCUGCCGUUCUUCUGGGGCCUGGCCGAGGACAUGGACGAGUACCGGCGUGUCGUCUGCUCGCUCAGGUACCUGAUGCUGAAGGCGCAGGCCGGGCUGGCGGCCGAGCUGCUGGGGGACCUGCGCGCCGCCCAGCUGCCCGACUCGCCGGCGCGCCGGCUCUACCUGGAGCACCCGCACGUGCGCGAGGUGACCGAGUUCGUCUCGCACAGCCUGCACCUGUUCUUCAGGUCCCCCAGCCUGGUGCUACAGCAGGCGCUGAACGAGCCGGCCGACAGCUGGCCGGCCGCGCCCACCUGUCCCCCAGCCUGGUGCUGCAGCAGGCGCUGA
Pollicipes pollicipes is the source of this 4879-nucleotide messenger RNA. RefSeq names its product telomerase protein component 1. Gene Ontology annotation, cellular component: telomerase holoenzyme complex. The record is from RefSeq and is a predicted model, not a curated record. Gene Ontology annotation, biological process: telomere maintenance via recombination. Lineage: Eukaryota; Metazoa; Arthropoda; Thecostraca; Pollicipedomorpha; Pollicipedidae. The transcript has 29 exons. Gene Ontology annotation, molecular function: telomerase activity; telomerase RNA binding. The coding region runs from base 122 to 4879 and encodes 1585 amino acids.